CAUCCUGACUGUUGAUGAAAAUGGAAUUUGUAAGAUUCGCUGCAGUGCAUGCAGUAACAUUGCAUGAACGACGAAGCUAUGAUGAAGUUAUAACAACGAGUCACGUUAUUUGUAGAAACGUAAUUGUUUAUUAAAUAAUCAAAUGUCUCUGGCGCCGUUUAACUUUCUAUUAAAUAACACGGAAGUUGAUUUCCAGCGACUCCAGUUUCUUCAGUGUCUUCUGCAAUGAUGGAAAGUGUCUCAAAAAGUGAUGCCAAACCACAGGCGUUUGUUGCUGCGCAAGUUCCGUUUAUUCACCUCUGCACAGUUCUGGAGAAAAUUCAGAAGACCAAACUCCGACCAGACAAAAGCAAAAUCCUAAAGGAGUUUAUAGAUUCAUGGAGGAAUUUCCAUACAGCACUUCACAAGGACAACCCGGACACAGCAGAUUCAUUUUACGCCGCUAUGCGUCUUAUUGUGCCUCCAUUUGAGAGGGAGCGAAUGGCUUAUGGUAUAAAGGAAAACAUGCUUGCCAAACUGUAUAUUGAGGUUUUAGGUCUACCUAAAAAUGGAGAUGAGGCAAACAAACUUCUAAAUUACAGAGCUCCAACCACAUCUCAAGGAGAAGCCGGUGACUUUGCCCUCAUGGCCUACUUUGUCCUGAAAAAAAGGUGCACAAGUCAGGGCAAUUUAAGCAUUAAAGAAGUCAAUGACUUCUUGGAUUCUGUAGCUAUCAACAAUGCCAGCAAGCAGAAGGAUCAAGUGAAGAAAAGCCUUUUGCAUCUGAUAACUCAGAGUUCAGCUUUGGAACAGAAGUGGCUCAUUAGAAUGAUCCUCAAGGACAUGAAGCUUGGCAUUAGCAAGGAGACAGUUCUUCAGGUUUUCCAUCCAGAUGCACCAGAAUUCUACAAUGUCACCACAGAUCUCAAUAAAGUAUGUCGACAACUUCAUGAUCCAUCUGUGUCUCUCAGUGAAGUCUCCAUUGAUCUGUUCUCCGCUUUUAAACCAAUGCUGGCUGCUGUUGCCAAUAUCAGACAGAUAGAGAAGCAAAUGGGCAACCGGCCAUUCUAUAUUGAGACGAAGCUUGAUGGUGAGCGCAUUCAACUGCAUAAAGCUGGAGAUGUUUACAAAUAUUACACAAGAAAUUCUUAUGAGUACACGCAACAGUUUGGGGCCUCUCCACUAGAGGGCUCCCUCACACCAUACAUUCACAAUGUCUUCAGCCCUCAUGUGGUGAAUUGCAUUCUAGAUGGAGAGAUGAUGGCUUAUAACCCUAAAACUGAGACCUUCAUGCAGAAGGGCAGUAAGUUUGAUAUUAAAAGACUGGUGGACGACUCUGAUUUGCAAACCUGCUUUUGCGUAUUUGAUGUCUUGUUGAUAAACAAUCAGAAGUUUGGAAAGGAACCUCUGAAGAAGCGUUAUGAAAGUCUUGAGACUGUCUUCUCCCCCAUCAAAGGCCGUAUCCACCUGGUCACUAAAUCUGAAGGCAGAACCAUGCAAGAAGUGGUGAAUUCUCUCAACGAGGCUAUUGACAAUCGUGAAGAGGGGAUUAUGGUUAAGGAUCCAAUGUCCAUUUACAAACCAGAUAAACGUGGGGAAGGAUGGCUAAAGAUUAAGCCUGAAUAUGUGGAUGGUCUAAUGGAUGAACUUGAUCUGCUGAUAGUGGGCGGUUACUGGGGUAAAGGCAGGAGAAGUGGGAUGCUUUCUCAUUUUCUCUGUGCGGUAGCCGAGGUGCCAAGUCCUGGGGAGAAGCCCACGGUAUUCCACACGCUGUGUCGCAUUGGAUCUGGCUACACCUUGAAAGAACUGUACGAUCUUGGUGUGAAGUUGGCCAAACAUUGGAAAGUAUACAACAGAAAUAAUCCUCCCGCAGCCAUUUUGUGUGGAACAGAAAAGCCAGAGGUUUACAUUGAACCACGCAACUCUGUGAUCCUACAAGUCAAAGCAGCAGAGAUCGUCACCAGUGAAAUGUAUAAGACCGACUGCACAUUGCGUUUCCCUAGAAUAGAAAGAAUCCGAGAAGACAAAGAGUGGCAUCAGUGCAUGACCUUGGAUGACCUGAACCAGUUUCGCUCUAAGGCUUCCGGAAAGCUGGCAUCAAGACAUCUGAACAUUCAUGAAGACCAGCCUGAAAAGAAGAAGCGCAAAAUCGUCGCUAAACCCAAGAAGACCAUAGGAGUCAUCGACCACUUUAAAUCCCAGGAUUUGUCAAAGGUUGCCAAAGAGACGGAUAUGUUUGAGGAGGUUGAGUUUUGUGUGGUAAAUGGUGAUGAUGAACAUUCCAAAGCAGAGCUUGAAAAAGGCGUAGCACGCUGUGGAGGCAUCGUUGUGCAGAAUCCUGGAAAAGACACAUACUGUGCCAUUGCAGCUGUGCAGAACAUGAGAGUGAAGAACCUCAUCUCCUCAGACCAGCAUGAUGUGGUGUGGGCUACUUGGCUUCUAGAGUGUCUGGAAAAUAAGCAGGUAUCAGAUCAUCGCAAGACUAUCCUUGAUGAGCUGGCAGCAGUGAGGAUGCUUCUCAAGGACCCCAUGCUUCUUUUGCUUUGGAAUUAUUCACUUGGGAUAAAAUAAGGACUAAAAGACAAUGUGCAGAACCUUCCACAGGAAACCCACACAAACACAUGCAAACACAGAAAUGCCAACUGGCCUACCUGGGACAUGAACCAGCAACCUUCUUGCUGUGAGGUGACAGUGCUAACCGCUGAGCCAUCGUGCCACCUGCACCAAGUUUAAUAAACUUAAAUUGUUUUGUGGGCAGCUUGGUGGUGCAGUGGUUCGAGUCCUAGCUAGGCCAGUUGGCAUUUCUGUGUGGAGUUUGCAUCUUCUCCCUGUCUUUGCGUGGGUUUCCUCCGGGUGCUCCAGUUGCCCUCACAAGUCCAAAGAUAUGCGGUAUAGGUGAAUUGGGUAAGCUAAAUUUUCUGUAGUGUAUGUGUGUGAGUGAGAUUGUUUUUCAGGCUGGAAGGGCAUCCGCUACAUAAAACAUAUGCUCGAUAAGUUGGCGGUUCAUUCCGCGGUGGCAACCUCAGAUUAAUAAAGAGACCAAGCCAAAAAGAAAAUGAAUGAAUGUAGGUUUUGGGAGACACCAUUACUCAAACUGAAGAAACAAGUUUACUCCAUUAAUAAACAUACUGCUCUUACAGUAUCAUUUCAAAUAAAGCAAAUCAAAAAAUGACUUUUGUAGUAAAUCGAAUGUUUUGUUUAUCAUACAUGCAUAUCCCCAGGUUUAGUGUGAAAUCGCCCUGCUGUGCUCAUCCAGAAAGUGAAGCACUCUCCAACAAGAAAAUCUUCUACAGGAUUUGACCAAAUAAGCAAGGAUAGUGGAAGGCAAUAUGUACCUCACUGAAGAUACACUGUCCCAGAGUGCCUGCUAGGUGAUCUGCACACUGUUGGAAGCUUCCUGUAUGGAAAAAGUCAGGGAAUAAUCAUGGGUUUAUAUCCCUCGGCAGUUGUUUUGACUUUCACCAUAGAAGUUGAUCGCUGAAAUUGUUUUAGGUGCAGCAUUUAAAAAAAAAUUAUGUGCCUCACAAAUGAGGCUGCCUUACUUUUGGUGACACGUUGGUUUAGAUCCACUGGUACACAAUGAAAUAUUUCAUAACUUAACCUGAAAAUAUAU
Danio aesculapii is the source of this 3592-nucleotide messenger RNA. It is a transcript of the gene lig4, whose product is annotated as ligase IV, DNA, ATP-dependent. Gene Ontology annotation, molecular function: DNA ligase (ATP) activity; DNA binding; ATP binding. NCBI's taxonomy places the organism in Eukaryota, Metazoa, Chordata, Actinopteri, Cypriniformes, Danionidae. The record is from RefSeq and is a predicted model, not a curated record. Gene Ontology annotation, biological process: immunoglobulin V(D)J recombination; DNA biosynthetic process; double-strand break repair via nonhomologous end joining. The coding region runs from base 226 to 2550 and encodes 774 amino acids. Gene Ontology annotation, cellular component: DNA-dependent protein kinase-DNA ligase 4 complex; DNA ligase IV complex. The transcript has 3 exons.